AUGUUAAACUUGAGUCUUCAAGGAAGAAACCAGACGGUUUCAGAUUUGAUCGGAAUGAUAAACGGAUUCCGGAAUAAGCUGAACGUGUUUAAACGUGCUUUGGAAAAGAACAACCUGACACACUUCCCUAGCUGCCUGCAAAUAGCAGAAGAAUUCAACGGCGAGGAAAAUAUUGAGUUUUCAUCCUGCAUUUCACAAAUUGAACAAGUUAUUGAUGAAUUCAAUACAAGAUUUGAAGAAAUUGAAAGUUUCAAAAGCAGUGUACUACUUUAUAAUAACCCUCUUGGAGCAGCCAUUGAUGAUCAACCACCCAACUUACAGCUUGAGUUAUGUGAUCUUCAAGCAGACAUGUUCCUAAUCACCAGACAAGAAAAGGGACCUGAAUUUUUCAAAUUACUGUCAAAGGAGAAAUUCCCAAACCUGCGAGAUUUUGGACUGAAAAUGACGUCAAUGUUCGGAAGCACAUAUACAUGUGAAAAUGCCUUUUCCUCCAUGAAAUAG
This is a messenger RNA of Diabrotica virgifera virgifera (western corn rootworm), 501 nucleotides long. Its product is annotated as general transcription factor II-I repeat domain-containing protein 2A-like. The transcript has a single exon. The coding region runs from base 1 to 501 and encodes 166 amino acids. The record is from RefSeq and is a predicted model, not a curated record. Lineage: Eukaryota; Metazoa; Arthropoda; Insecta; Coleoptera; Chrysomelidae.